Myxocyprinus asiaticus (Chinese sucker) is the source of this 1757-nucleotide messenger RNA. RefSeq names its product trans-2,3-enoyl-CoA reductase-like 2a (gene tecrl2a). Gene Ontology annotation, molecular function: oxidoreductase activity, acting on the CH-CH group of donors. The coding region runs from base 319 to 1254 and encodes 311 amino acids. Gene Ontology annotation, biological process: very long-chain fatty acid biosynthetic process. Lineage: Eukaryota; Metazoa; Chordata; Actinopteri; Cypriniformes; Catostomidae. The transcript is spliced from 13 exons. The record is from RefSeq and is a predicted model, not a curated record.
CCACAUUAGCACAUUGGGGACAAGAUACUAAACCAAAGACUCAAGAAUGCCUGCUUGUGCGCUUUAGAUAGAGAGAAAUAGAUAAAGGAGGAGAGAGAGAGAGAAAGAGAGAGAGAGAGAAGAGAGAGAGAGAGAGAGAGAGAGAGAGAGAGAGAGAGAGAAGGAGGGGGUGAGUAAGCAAAGUAGGAGGGGAGAUGGAGAAGUUGUGUGAGAGAAAGUGUAAUGGAGAAUUAUCACCGGAAAAGACGGAGCAGCAUGUAAGAGUUCAACUCAGGGGAAUCUUACAUUACUUCAAACAAGUGACAAAAAGGGCCCGAAAUGAGCAGAACAACAUUUUUUGAGGUCGAAAUCCUGGACACAGAAACCAAAGAGCAGCUCUGUUUUUUGGAUAAGGUUGAACCCCAUUCAAGCAUAGGUGACAUUAAGAUUUUUUUUCAUAAGUCAUAUCCCAAAUGGUAUCCAGCUAGACAAGCCCUGAGGCUGGACCCCAAGGGAAACACUCUGAGAGAUGAAGACGUACUACAGAAUCUGCCUGUUGGGACAUCAGCAACCAUGUAUUUCAGAGACCUUGGUCCACAGCUGAGAUGGACAAUGGUUUUUCUGGCGGAGUACAUGGGUCCCCUCUUGGUUUAUCUCCUCUUUUACAUCCGUGUUCCCUACAUCUAUAGCAAAAAAUAUGCCUUCACUUCAAGCCCUCAUCAUGUGGUCAGCUUAGCUUGCACUUGUCACACCUUUCAUUAUAUCAAGAGACUGUUUGAAACAAUAUUUGUGCACCGCUUUUCUCAUGGCACAAUGCCUCUGAGAACUAUUGUAAGGAACUGUGCAUAUUACUGGGGAUUUGCAGCAUGGUUAGCAUACUACAUCAACCAUCCACUCUACACACCACCAUCCUACGGAGAUGCACAAGUCAACUAUGCACUAAUUGUCUUUGUGUUAUGUGAAGCUGGUAAUUUCUCCAUCCAUUGGUCACUGAACAGUUUAAGAUGCGAAGGUCCCAAGUGUCGGAAGUUCCCACAUCCAUCUAAAAAUCCUUUUACGUGGCUCUUUUUCUUUGUAUCCUGUCCAAACUAUACAUAUGAGGUAGGCGCUUGGGUGGGCCUGUCCAUCAUGACUCAAUGUGUUCCAGUGGCUCUCUUCACGUUUGUGGGCUUCAUACAGAUGACCAUCUGGGCCAAAGGAAAACACAAAACCUACACCAGAGAGUUUAAGGACUACCCAAAUCUCCGCAUGCCAAUCUUGCCCUUUAUCCUCUGACUUCACUCAUUCACAUAAACUAAUUUUAGAUACUUCUGAUCAAUAAAUGCUGAGGUCAAAAUCCAGAGACACUGUGAGCCCAGCUAAGAGUAUUGGGACUGAUCUGAACAGCUGCAUGUAAAGAAAGCCGACUUAUGUCACCCUCUGGGAAGGAUUAUCAAAACUAAAUCCUCUUCUCAACAAUAGCUCAUGGUUAUCAUGCAAUAUGAUGUUGAAUAUUGUCAUAUUUACAAUGGUAUGCCACUUGAGAUUUUAAAAUAGUAGACUGAAUUGAAUUUGUGGGAGAGUUGCAGAUUGCAGAACAAUAUCCAACCACUUCAGCAAUCCGUUACGGGUAAAUUAAAAACAAGUAUACAUAAGCAAUUUUUCCUCACCAUAUCAAAAAGAGGGUUUAUUGCAAAUUGCACUGUUAUCAGUUCUAAGUUGAAAAGUAGCUGUGGGUCAGAUGUGGAGCAAUAUAUCAUUAAAUUAAUUAAAAAAAUAAAAUACGUCAGGACAGUUUU